AUGUCCGACUCUCACACCGCCACCGACGUAAUAACCUACAUCGGCGUGCCGCUCGCCGUGCUCGGCGUCCUCCCCAUCCUCUACAACACCGUCGCCACCCUCGCGGCCCUCUCCCGCAUCAAGCGCAUGCUGCGCCAGCAGUCGGGCCUCUCCCAUGGCAGCUACCUCACGCGCUCGGACGUGGUCAACCGCGUCAUCGAAGUCGACCUCCCUCGGUACGCGGUCCGGCCUUGGGAUCGGUUCACAGAUGGGGAGCGGUACUGGCGUUUGUCCAGGAAGGUUAGUUCCAUCAGGGGAGGGAGCUGGACAAGGUUUAAUUGGCGCGUCAGGGUCGUGGGCAUGGAACGGCAGCGGGUCGAGUACGCGGAUCAGUUACGCCAGCCGCAAGUGGAAAUCUUGUUCGAGGAACUGAUCUGCUACCUGUUAGACCUGGGCGCGGUGCCGGACCCCCACGGGUGGCGGGUGCUGAGGUCGACCGGGCUUUGGACGCCGGUCGGAUGUGCGCUGAUGAUGAGCCCGGAUGGGAGGGAGAAGGCGCUGACAAUCGCGCCGCCGGAUGGGUCGGAUGGGCAUUUGAGUUUGGCAGUUGCGUGGAGGGAGGAGUGGACGGUACGAGGGGCGGGGGAUUUGCCGCCUUAUUGGGUGAGGUUGAUGCCGGCUGGGGAAGGGGUUAGGUUUGAGUUGAAAGAGGUGGGGCAGGGUGAGGCUCAAGGGCAGGUCGAGGAGUCGACUCAGGUUGAGGGAGAAGGUUCAGCUUCGAAAGAGGUUAGAGGGGAGGUUGGGCCUGAGGGAGAGAGUGAGCAGAAGGGGAAGAAGACGGCCGAGGAUACUACUCCUCCUGAGGUUACCAGCGCCCAAAAGUCUUCCCUCGACUCAACCGCUACCAGGUCCUCCCUCUACUCCUCGCACCCUAUUACCUGCCAAAUCUCCGCCGAGGGCAUUGUCACCGCCCUCUCUGACGCAAACCCCCCAUCCCCCUCUCCUCGAGCCGACCAUUUAUCCCCGUUCAACGAUGCCCCUCCCCCCUAUAGCAGCUCAUCAUCUCUCCACAACCCAACCAACACCCUCUACAUCGAACAUCUCCGCAUCCGACCUUCAUCCAUCCUAACCUCACCUCCAUCAGGCGUUCCCCCAUCCACAGGUACCUGGUUCGCCAGUCUAGCGACCGCCUACGGCACCUCGAGCCAAACCAUCCUUUGGCACUACAAGAUCCCCGACAGCAUCCUACUUUUCGCGAGGAGAGAGACAGUUCCCUGCGGGGUGCUAGUCUUACUGGACAUUGUGGAUGAAAGCACCACGCCCGAAUGGCUUUCGCAGAGCGCGAAGCAGGCGGAGGAGGAGGACAAAGCAAGAAGGUUAGAGCUGUUGGCGGCGAGGGCACGGGAGCAGAGGGUGGCGAUGGAGAGGGAGAUGAGGUGUAAGGAUCCUGUGGAGAGGGGAAAGAUGGUGAGGGAACGGAUGUUGAGGGAGGGGGAGGAAAGAUUGAGGGAUGUCAAAGAACGCAUUCGGCUCGAGGCUCAGCGCAAAGAAAUCCGCAUUCAUGACGCGCUGCUGCAGAGUCCGAAAUGGGAUCCUAGACUCGUUGCUGAGCAUUGUCUGGCCUGGCUCGAGGCUAAGAGGCUGGUCCCAUCAGCGCUGUUCGACCCAGCUCCGUCAUCCUCUUCGAGUUCUUCCCGCCAGCCUAGCUCGGAGAUCAAAGACAUCGUCGGCAUGCUACUCCAUCGCAUGGUCCUCGACGGGCAGUUUGCCGGCACAAUAUGCCGGAUGUUAGACGUGUGGAAGGCGUGGGCUGAGAACGGGGGCAUGAGGAGGUCUGAUUUGGAGACGCUGGAGAAGGACCCAGUGACGUUCGCUUUUGCUGCGCUGAUGGUUGCCGUGCUGAAGGACUCGUCCACAGCGCUGGAGGGUACGUUGGCGAUGGAUCUGCAGGAGUGCCUGCGGAUGUGGAAGGUUGUGAGGUUGGGUUGA
Thermochaetoides thermophila DSM 1495 is the source of this 1968-nucleotide messenger RNA. RefSeq lists its product as uncharacterized. The record is from RefSeq and is a predicted model, not a curated record. Lineage: Eukaryota; Fungi; Ascomycota; Sordariomycetes; Sordariales; Chaetomiaceae. Bases 1 to 1968 code for a protein of 655 amino acids. The transcript has 2 exons.